AUGGCCCCUUACGCUCCUACUGACGGCAUCAGCAAGCUCGCCAUCGACCAGAGCAAGCAUUUUACUGAAGCGCUUCAGGAAGCCCUUAAGAGUACUACGGAUCAGCAAAAGAUUGCUGCGGAAAAGGUGUCGGAGCUAGUCAUUGGCGAUGUCAAUGUGAACCUUGGUGUCGUUUCGCAGGGUCUGCGCAACGCUUUGCUGGCUGAAGAUGCCGACGCCAAAAUUGUCGCCUCAUACGUCGUCGACGACCUCAUGCAGAAGUGCGCGGAGCGUGUCGAGGCGUACAUUCUUCCUCUGUUAUCCGUAUUUUUGGAUCUACUUGCCGAUAAGAAGCCAUCUGUGCGCCCUGUUGCUGAAGAGGCUGCUUUGACUAUCAUCAGCUCGACGAACAAGAACUCGACGAUCCGAAUUCUUCCGAUUUUGUUCGCCGGACUUGACCGCUCAAAAAAGUGGCAAACUAAGAAAGGAUCGCUUGACCUUGUCGCCGAGCUGUCAAAGAUCGCUCCCUACCAGGUGGGACGUUGUCUCCCCGACAUAAUUCCUGUCGUGACGGACUGCAUGUGGGAUACGCGCAAGGAAGUUAAAGUUGCUGCUCGCGAGACGAUGACCAAAGUAUGUAACGUUGUAGGCAACAUGGAUAUUGAGCCAUUUAUUCCUGCAUUAGUGAGCUGUUUGGCCAACCCAACUGAAGUACCUGAGUGUACACACAAGCUUGCUUCGACCACCUUUGUUAAGACCGUGGAAGCCCCGGCUCUUGCAAUUAUGGAGCCAUUACUGAAACGUGCUUUAGCUGAGGGAAAGACAGCUGUCAAACGUCAGGCUGCAGUCAUCAUUGAUAAUAUGUGUAAGCUGAUGGACGAUCCGGCUGAAGCUCAGCUUUUUAUUCCGAAGCUUUUGCCUGGUCUUAAGAAAGUAAUUGAGACCCAGGCCGAUCCUGAGUGUCGUGAAGUUGCUACUCGUGCUCACGAGACGCUAUUUGUUGCUGGUGGAUCCAUGGAAGUGUCCGAAGAUGAGUUAAAGGUUGAUUAUGCCAAUAUUCAUAAGGUUGUGGUCGAAUCCAUUGCUGCUAAUCCCGCUGCUGUCAAGGCCGAGAUCGACAGCUUCACAAUUGAUUAUGUCACGGGUGUUUGCUACUUCCUGGUUGUGGCACGUAACUUCAACAAAGCUGUCUUUGAAAAGGAAAUCGCUACUUACUUUAAAGCGUUUAUGAAGCCUGCUGACAUCAAGCCGCUCGCUAAUGAGAUCCGCGAUCGGUGUUUUAAAGAAAACAAAUCAAUUUUCAUAGAGGACGUCGACUGCGAUGAGGGAAUUCCUGAUCUUUGCAAUUGCGAGUUUUCACUUGCUUACGGUGGUAUGAUUCUACUCAAUAAUGCUCGUCUUCGUCUUAAGCGUGGUCAUCGCUAUGGUCUGUGCGGUCCUAACGGUUGUGGUAAAUCUACACUGAUGCGCGCCAUCUCUAACGGCCAGUUGGAGGGCUUUCCUAGCCGAGAUGAGCUGAAGACUGUAUUUGUUGAGCAUAAUCUUCAAGCGUCUGAGGCCGAAUUGUCUGUUGUUGAUUUCAUUCUUGCGGACGAGGACUUAAAGAACACCCCCCGUAAGGAAGUUGAAGACACUCUUGCUGGUGUUGGGUUUACCCCAGAGAUGCAGGCCCAGGGUGUGGGCACACUUUCUGGUGGUUGGAAGAUGAAACUAGAGCUGGCACGUGCCAUGCUUCAAAAGGCUGAUAUUUUGCUUCUGGAUGAACCGACGAACCACUUGGAUGUCAAGAACGUGGCCUGGCUGGAACAGUAUCUAACGAAUCUGCACAACGUGACUUCUAUCAUGGUUUCCCAUGACUCUGGAUUUUUGGACACUGUCUGCACUAACAUCAUUCACUAUGAGACCCGUAAGUUGAAGAUCUACAAGGGAAAUCUCUCUAAAUUUGUCGAACAGAAGCCCGAGGCCAAGGCAUAUUACGAGCUUGAGUCCGACAACGUCAAAUUUGUCUUCCCGGAACCCGGUUUUCUUGCUGAUAUCAAGAACAAGGGUAAGCCGAUUAUCCGUUUGACGAACUGCUCAUACCAGUACCCAGGUACACCCAAACCGUCGAUUAACAACAUUUCAGUCACAUGUGCUUUGUCGAGCCGUAUUGCCGUGCUUGGUCCUAACGGUGCUGGUAAGUCGACGCUUAUCAAAAUGUUGACAGGUGAAGUUGAGCCAACGAGCGGGCAAGUGUGGAAACAUCCUUCGAUGCGGUUUGCCUAUGUGGCUCAACACGCUUUCCACCACAUCGAGUCGCACCUUGAUGAGACCGCGAAUCAGUACAUUCAGUGGCGUUUCCAGUCUGGUGAAGACAAGGAGCUUUUAGCUAAAGAGACGCGUAAGCUGAGCAAGGAAGAGAAGGAGCAUUACAAGAAGCCAGUGAAUUGGGAAGGUGAAAAGCGCGUUUUAGAAGAGAUUGUGUCUCGCCGCAAAUUUAAAAAGAGUUUUGAAUACGAGCUAAAGUGGGAAAAGCUUCCAGCUGACCAGAAUGCGUGGGUUCCCCGCGAGAAGUGUGAGAAGUGGGGAUGGGACAAACUGCUUCAGAUUGCCGAUGACCGCGAAGCUGCCCGCGCUAACUUGCAAGCGCGACCUCCGACAGCCAUCGCUGUCCAGAAGCACCUGGACUGCUUCGGCCUUGGUGCUGAGUUUGGUACGCACUCGCGAAUGCGGGGUUUGUCUGGUGGUCAAAAGGUGAAGGUUGUACUUGCCGCCGCCAUGUGGCUGAACCCACACAUCCUGGUGCUUGAUGAGCCAACGAACUAUCUGGACCGUGACUCACUUGGUGCGCUUGCUUCGGCUAUUAAGGAGUUCAACGGUGGUGUUGUCAUGAUUACUCACCACAACGAAUUUUCUUCGGCAUUGACCCAAGAAACGUGGAACGUUGAAGCUGGAUACUUGAAAAUUGAGGGCCAGCAGGUUGAGGACAAGACAAAGAUAGAACAAAAGGAUGAGGAAGAAGUGAUUGACGCAUUCGGUAAUGUUACAAAGACCAAGAUCAAGCGUAAAUUGACCCGCAAGGAGAAGAAAGCUAAAGAUAAAGCUCGCAAGGAGGCUGAAGCUCGUGGCGAAUACUUUAGUGACUCGGACGAGGAAUAA
Messenger RNA from Plasmopara halstedii, 3117 nucleotides. Its product is annotated as elongation factor ef-3. Lineage: Eukaryota; Oomycota; Peronosporomycetes; Peronosporales; Peronosporaceae. Bases 1 to 3117 code for a protein of 1038 amino acids. Gene Ontology annotation, molecular function: ATP hydrolysis activity; ATP binding. The record is from RefSeq and is a predicted model, not a curated record. The transcript has a single exon.